GACGACCUAUAAUUUCCCUCUGCAAACAUCGCACCUUCAGUGUGUGUCCCUCUCUUUCUAGAUUAUUGGAAACUUUCUAGCAAGCUCGGUGCGCUUCAGCAAUGGAGGUCUCGUCUGAGAGUGAUUCCCCACCGCCGGCAUCAAACAGUUUCAAAGCUCUGCUCGCAUUUUAUUCCAACUAUCUCCACAACCGCCUCCGAGACUUCUCCCCAUUAUCGGCUAUUUCUGUCGACAGUUAUCUAUUGAGGAGGAUCGCGAACUUAUACGGCAGUACGCGACGGAGGAGCAGGAAAACUUGCCUUCCCCUACCUUUGCCCUCUGUCGCCUCCAUUACUUCUCUCGACCGCGCUUCUACGAUUACAUCUGAGGGAAGUAGAAUUUUUGCUGUGCUGGAUGAUAUCAUUGACCACACACUUCGAAAUUUGCACAUUGUUCAGAAGAAUUUGUUGUUUUGGCAGUCCACAGCUGAGUUUUCAAAUACUCGUAAAGCAUACUUCAUGAUAUGCCAAAGAGGGCCUGGUGCAUUUAUCGAUGGUACUCGUCAAAUGAUACAUGAUUCUCUUGCUGAUGGUGCUGGCUUCCAGAAGCUCUAUUGCUCAGCAUCUUCUCAUAUAUCUGAGAGGAUUAGUGUAUUGACUUCUUUGAGAUACUCUUUAGCUACAUUCUUGGCCAAGGUCUAUAUGGAGGUCGACAAAAGUGGAGAGAAUCUGGUUAAGGAUCUGGAGAACUCAUUGCCCUCAUUAUUGGUUGCUAUAAAUGAAAUAUUUUUGAAUCUGGAAGCAUCCAUUGGCCAUUUUCAUGCUCAUCGUCAAACUGGCUCAUCAGUGGAUGGAAGUUAUUCAAUUCCUUUGAUUUUUGCACAACUUCCAGAAGUUAAUCAGGAGGGUUCCCAGUGGACUGAGUGUGUGAUCAAAGAUGCCAUCAAUUUGAUUUAUGGAAAUCUGCAGAAAUUGGACUCAUAUUUGUCUUUGAUUGUUUCUAAACAUCGCAAGCCAAGGAAAUUAACUUUAUACUGGAUGCGCUAUAGCUGUGGAGCUUUGGGAAUAUCUUUUUGCUCAUUGUGGCUUCUUCGUCAUAGCAAGUUAAUGGGAAGCCCUGACAUUGACAACUGGAUCAAAGAGGCCAAGGAUUCAACCCUAAGCUUUUGGAAUGAUCAUGUAGAGCAGCCAAUUUUGGCCAUAAGGGACGAGCUUUUUGAGACCUUCAGGAAAAGGCAGAAAGGUGUAAUGGAACGUGAAGAAGUACAGUUGACUGCUGACUCUCUGCAUAGAAUGCUCCUAGCUUUUAGUGAGCAGACGGCUGCUAAAAAAUUUCCAGAGAAUGCAUCUGACCAGGAAAUGCUUGAGCUUGUAAUGGUGAGGUAUGAGAAAGAACUUAUGCAUCCAAUUCAGGGUCUUGUGGGUGGGGAGCUUGUUCGAGCUCUUCUCAUUCAGGUUCAGAAGUUGAAGCUGGAUAUAGAAGAAGCGAUGCUUGAGCUAGAUCAGAUCUUGAGAGCCAAUGAAAUCAACUUUGCUAUUCUAGCUGCUUUACCUGCAUUUUUUAUCUCCCUCAUUUUAGCCAUGUUGGUGCGAGCUUGGUUUAAAAGGGACACCAGAGCUGAGGGAAGAGGACGAGUUGCUCGUGUUCAAAGAAGGCUACUGCUUGUGGAAAUUGAAAGAGCUACGAUGCAGUUUCAGAGUUGCAAAGAUCAAGGAUUGGAAAACGAUGCUGAUUGCAUGUACGGUUUGGUAUUAUGUUUUCUCGAUUCCCUGCACUGUGCAGUGGAAGGACACGCGAGAGAAACUGGUGAAUGGAUAUGUUUGAGACAGGAUAUUGUUGAUUUGGCAAAGCCAGGCCUCCAAACUGCGCAUAAGCUAAGCAUUGUGUCGCGCAUGGAACGGGUGUACGAUUGCUUGCUCCCAUCAGCGAAACGCAGCUAAACACCUUGUCGGUCAUAAAUUUUGUUCUCUCUUUUGAGGGUUUGUUGUUGAACGGAGAUGUUGCCAAUGAAUCCUGAUUUUUAUUGACAGGGCUGGUAACUUGAUGAUGAUAGACUAUAUCCUUUUCCCCAAUUUCUAUUGAUUUUCUCUUAAAUUGAAAGAAAGCGUUAAGUUCGCUCAGCUACAGUUCUUCAUAGAAACGAGGGUGGAUUACUGUAAUAUUACAACGAUAAAUUUAAAUGCAUUUUGUUCUAGCA
Salvia hispanica is the source of this 2176-nucleotide messenger RNA. RefSeq names its product dgd1 suppressor 1 (gene DGS1). The record is from RefSeq and is a predicted model, not a curated record. NCBI's taxonomy places the organism in Eukaryota, Viridiplantae, Streptophyta, Magnoliopsida, Lamiales, Lamiaceae. Gene Ontology annotation, cellular component: mitochondrial outer membrane.